This is a messenger RNA of Vanessa atalanta (red admiral), 2099 nucleotides long. RefSeq names its product cell cycle control protein 50A-like. The record is from RefSeq and is a predicted model, not a curated record. The transcript is spliced from 9 exons. The coding region runs from base 290 to 1339 and encodes 349 amino acids. NCBI's taxonomy places the organism in Eukaryota, Metazoa, Arthropoda, Insecta, Lepidoptera, Nymphalidae. Gene Ontology annotation, cellular component: plasma membrane; endoplasmic reticulum; Golgi apparatus.
GUCAAAACUCGGUUUUGAAACUUUAAGUUUAAGACUCUGGAAGUCAAAAGUAUAGUUUCUUCUUCUAGGAAAUUAGGACACUUUUUGUCUUUUUACUUAUUGGUGUGACUAAGAAAUAUUUGAAGUGUCAUAUAUGUAAAUGUAAAUUUAAUAUUUGAAAGAAUAACCCAUGUCCAAAUAUUCCUAUAUAUAAUAUAUAUAUUUAUUUUUCUUUAUAAAUUCAUUAUACUCACAAUGAAAAUGGUGAAAAUGUUUGAAGCUUAGUUUUACUGUCAAAGUGGAAAGCAAAAUGGGAAAUAAAAAAUUCGACUUAUUAUAUUCAUGUCUUUUGAAAACACUUCCAUUUAUUGUGUUUACAGCUAUAAUACUUAUUCCCAUUGGGAUAACGUUUUUGUGUAUAUCUCACAAGGUUAACAUUAAGGAACAAAUUGUAGAUUAUACAGAUUGUAAAGCAUUUGAAUUUGAUAGUGAUGGAAGUUUAACAUGUGCAGAAAAAAAUGUACCUUGUGUAUGUUUCCAUAAUAUCAACAUCACUGAUUCUUUAGAGGGAGAUGUCACUGUAUACUAUGAAUUGGAGUCAUUUGACCAAUUGCGAAGUGAUUAUGUUAAUUCAAGAGAUGAUAAUCAAUUAAUGGGUGUUGCUGUGCCGAUACCGUCUGAAAAUUGUGAGCCUUAUAGAUUUGUUCAUACUACAAAAGAAAAGAUAUCUAUAUCUCCAUGUGGUGCUAUAGCUGAUGCAAUGUUUAAUGACACAUAUGAACUAAGAAAUACUUAUAGUAAUAUAAUUACACCAUUUCGCAAAUUCGGAAUACUAACAGAAGAUGAUAAGGUUGGAUACCAUAAUCCGGAAAACUGGGAAGAUUUUAAGAAUUUCUCCAAACCUAUAAAUUGGGAUAAAAAUAUUUGGGAGUUAGACACUUCGAAUUCGGAAAAUAAUGGAUUUCAGAACGAACGAUUCAUAGGUUGGAUGAAAACCGAAUGGAAACGCAAGCCGUAUGCGCGUAUCGACAAAGCUCAGACUCAAUUUGAAAAUGGUCUUCAAGCUGGAGAAUAUGAGUUACGCGUCGGUUAUAAUUAUCCAUCAAGUCGAUAUAGUGGUAGACGGAAAUUUAUUAUUUCCGCUAAUUCAACGACGACGUACACAAGUCUCAACGCAAUUGGAAUAAUUUCACUAGUCAUAGGCCUGAUACUUCUCGUUAUAGCGUCAGUUGCAUUUAUCAUUCAUAAGCGUAUUAAAGGAAACGAAGCCGAUAACAAUGGUGACGUAGAUGCUGUGAAUGAAAACUUAACUAGCAAUCAUCAGCCGCAUAUACCAGAAGAUAACCUCUAUCGUCCUUAAGUGUGCCUUUAUAUGGUACAGAUAUAGGGAGCAAUUUGAAAUGUGGACCACACUUUGGACAAACUUGGACAAAGAUAAGAAAGUAAAAAGAUUUUUAAAUCACUAACUACCCGUCCGGGUUUCGGACGGCUCGAAUAAUGGUCUACAUAAAACGCUUAUAUGGAAGAGAUAUUACAAAAGAUAUAAUACAAAAGACUUGUUUUUUGGGUGAGGGCCUUCGCUGUGCGAGCUUAGAACACCUGACAAGUUUUAUUUUUCGAAAUAUACUUUAUUAAAUUGUCAAAAAACCGGCAAAAAAACGCUAAAGUUACUUUUAAGUCAAUCAAAUUUAUGUAUAUAACUUAAAUGUAUUUGAUAAAAAUGAUUUAUGUAUAACAUGACCCGCCUGAAAGUCUUACUGCACGCUUUUUUAUAAUCUUUAAUUGAGUAAUAUGCGCCUUAUUUACCAAUGUUUUUUUAACAAACGAUUUACAUGGAAUGUGCAAAGUUAAUCAUAAUAAAUGGACGCAUUGAGAACAUACAUACAGACAUUGAGCCUAAUUCCCUGAAUCUUUGUCCAAUCCAAAUUUAUUUUUCCAUCGGUUCCGCAAUUUAUGUUUUUAUUUACCUACUAACUACUACAGGUGCUACCCCGAGUUAUAUUACGUAGAAAUAUGUAAUAUAUCGUCAGACAGAAUAUCGCAUUUAUAAUACUAGUCGGAUGAUACGCCAAAUAUGAUUGUUACAACUGCUUUUAUUAAAAUACACAAUAUGAAAUCGU